AUGAAUUGGAAUAUUCUUCUAAUAUUGACAACAAUUUGCCUCUGCACCGAACAAUUGCCCAACGCCAGCAAAUUCAGUAGAACUCUACAAUCUCAAAAAGGAAUCGCUGAAAGAAAUGUAUAUCAACCUGAAGAGGUUGCUAAGCGGAUUAACGAACUUGGUGAAUUUUGGAAUAUGACUUCGUUAUUUAUUAUCUACAAAUGGAAAUUGCAACAUAGUCAUUUGGCCCGGGGAAUUCUACGUGAAUUAUAUGAGAAGAAAGGUUAUUUCCAACAUUUCCCCAAACUCACCAUGCAGGAUGUGGAUGUAAAAACUCCCCUAUACAAUAUGACCGAUAUAAAACGUAAUGCUUUGGUCUUGACGUUAAUGCAUAGCGUGUAUGAUCGGGUUUUGGAGUCCACAGCAAUGGCGACACGUCAUCGUAGGACCUGCUUUACAAUUUAUCUCCUGCAUACCUUUACCUCACCCGAUGAUCAUCGUUUUUUAUUUGAGCAGCUGUGGAAAUAUCAGCUGAGGCGACCUUUGGUAAUAGCAAAUGGUCGUGAUAUACUGACAAUGGAUCCAUAUCCCACACUGAGAAUUAUAAAUGUCACUUCGGAACCUUUGUCUAUGUGGUUUCCCAUUGUGGAUGGUAUUCGAGAUUUCAAAGGCUAUACCGUAAAUAUGCCCGUACAAAGUGAUUACCCUUCGACGAUAUUUUAUUUCGAUGAAGUGAAACAAAAAUAUGUAUCCGAUGGUUUGGCUGCAUGGAUUGUAGCGGAGUUAAUGUACCGGCUAAAUGUCACGCUAAAUAUUUACCCCCUAGAAAUCAACAAUUCAUUUGCAUUGGAUUCACGUCAAAUCUAUCUACUUAUACGCAGUGGAGAAUCUGAAAUAUCGCCUCAUAUUCUGUCGAUUGUCAACUAUAGACCGGGUGUGGACUAUAGCUACCCCUUUAUUUCCACCUCACGUUGCAUAAUGAUACCAAAACCGGAAAAGCAGCAAAUAACCUUUUUGGAUUUUAUAAAUUGGAAGGUGUGUCUGACCUUGGUGGUCUUUGUUGUGAUUUAUGAACUAAUAUGGAGCCUUUACUCCGCUUAUAGUUCGCAUCGGAAACAUCCGCAAAUGGGUUGGCAGCGUUAUCGUCCUUUCUACAUUAUUUGCAUUCUCUUGAGUAUUCCAGUACCCAACGUACCCCUCCAGCCCUUGAGCGGAAUACGUCUUUCGAGAUUUCUACGCAUCUUCGUGUUAUAUACCGCCAUUGCCUUUACGGGUAUUUAUAUCUCUCAAUUAUUUUCGAGCAAUUUAAGUUCCUAUCUCAUGGCAAAUUAUUUCAAAGGACCUCCGAAUCGCCUGAAGGAUAUACUCGCCGAAAACAUACCUAUCCUCAUGAUAUCAUUCGAUGCAAAAUUUUUUACGAAAUUUUUCAAUAUUAAAAUUGCCGAAACGCAUCAAUUGAUCGGCACCUCCUACGAGAAUGUCUAUGACCAUUUGUCCCAUUUAAAUAAUUCGUUUAUGUAUUUAAUUGCCCAGGAGGAAUUUGUGGCCAUUGAUGAGCAGCAACGUUAUUUGGAUCCCAAACGUUUUAGCCUUUCGACGGUUUGUCAUGGACCUUAUCCAUUCCAAUUGCUAUUUCGUGCCGAUAGCCAUUUUUUGGAGAUAUUCCAUUUGUUUAUUUUAAGUAUACGUGAGAGUGGUCUUUAUCAGCAUUAUCGGCAAAAUCUUUUUCACCGCAUUAAGGAUCAUUUGAAAAUUGAUUAUGUGCGGGAUUUGAAUAACCACAAUAUGACAAAUCUCACCGUAAAUACAUUAUCUGCUAUGGUGAUUGUCCUAUCCAUUGGCUAUAGCCUUAUAAUCUGUUUGGCUUUGUUCGCCUCUGUGGCCGUUGUUGCCGUCAACGCCAUUGCUGGGCAAUCGGCCUGCCGUGACCCCUCAGAAGUUGGCCAAACCUAUCCCCAUCAUUGGGAUCCAUCAAAAUAUUGGUUCUGUGAAAAAUUGAAUGAAAACGCUGUGGAAAAGGAUUGCCCCAAGGAUACCGCUUAUAUGCAUUUGUUGAAGGCCUGCAUUCCAUGGCCCAAUUGGGUAUGGAAGAAACCCGAAAAUCCACCAACAUUAGCUUAA
Molecule: messenger RNA, 2100 nt
Organism: Musca vetustissima
Lineage: Eukaryota; Metazoa; Arthropoda; Insecta; Diptera; Muscidae
Exons: 2
Coding region: 1-2100 (699 amino acids)
Molecular function (GO): chitin binding
Source: RefSeq, a predicted model, not a curated record